AGGAAGAUUUAUAGCAUUAUUAUAUAGUCCGCAGUGUGGAGUAUAACAAACAGUAAACAAAAUGUUUAAAUUGGUCAUAACCAUUUUGUGUUUGGCCCUAAUCGCCGAUGCGGCAUUCGUACGCAUACCUUUGAAUAAGCCCAACAAACGUCGCUCUGUUAAGAACAUUAACGCGCUGGCGGCUGUACUGCGUCAUAAAUAUAAUCCACGAAAAAAUGUCACAUCCGAAGAAUUGCGGAAUGCUGACAAUGACGCCUACUACGGCGCAAUCACCAUCGGUACACCACCGCAGCACUUUCAAGUUCUCUUCGAUACCGGUUCGUCGAAUUUAUGGAUACCCGGCGCACCAUGUGCUGCCAGCGAUGAAGCCUGUCUCACACACAACACCUACAAUGCGAGCGCGUCCAGCACAUAUCAAUUGAAUAAUCAAAGUUUCGCCAUACAAUAUGGUAGCGGCAACCUCAGCGGUUACUUAGCAACGGACACUGUUACGAUCAGCGGUUUGGCUGUUGCGAACCAAACUUUCGGUGUAGCGACUGCCGAAUCGAACGCCAGUUUCAUCGCCGCUAACUUCGAUGGCAUUUUCGGUAUGGCUUUUCAACAGAUUGCUGUCGAUAAUGUGGUGCCACCGUUCUACAACCUAUACACACAGGGUUUGAUCGAUACGCCCGUAUUCGCUUUUUAUUUAGCACGUAAUGGCACAUCCAGCCGAGGUGGCGAGCUGACACUCGGCGGUGUUGAUCCCAAACAUUAUGUGGGUACGCUCACCUAUGUCGAUAUCUUUUACGAAUCCUAUUGGCAAAUCCAGGUGGAUUCGUUCAGCAUUGACGAUACGUUAGUGUGUCUAUAUUGUUUCGCAAUCGUUGAUACGGGCACUAGUUUGUUCGGUGUACCGUCGGACUUAUAUAUCGGCGUACAAAACGCUAUUGGCGCUAGGUCCGACACUUUUGGUAAUUACCUUGUGCCAUGUAAUUAUACUAGCUAUUUGCCCGUACUUUAUGUGAAUAUCAAUGGCACAUCCUUCAACCUGACAAGUGAUGACUACAUUGUUCCUGUGGAGAAUGACAAAGGCGAUAUUGUAUGCAUGUCCGGAUUCAUAAAUUCUGGUGGUCCAGUGUGGGUGUUGGGUGAUGUUUUCAUCGGCAAGUACUAUACGGUCUUCGAUAUGGAAAAGGAUCGUAUUGGAUUCGCGCCCGCCGCUGUGAAUGCUACGGUUUUGAACUAAAUUUUGUAAUUAUACGAAGUUUCGCUUUUCAUUUGAAUUUAAAUAAAAAUAAAUAAAUAAAUAAUAA
Messenger RNA from Zeugodacus cucurbitae (melon fly), 1292 nucleotides. RefSeq names its product lysosomal aspartic protease. Bases 62 to 1225 code for a protein of 387 amino acids. Gene Ontology annotation, cellular component: lysosome. Lineage: Eukaryota; Metazoa; Arthropoda; Insecta; Diptera; Tephritidae. The transcript has a single exon. The record is from RefSeq and is a predicted model, not a curated record. Gene Ontology annotation, biological process: cell death; proteolysis. Gene Ontology annotation, molecular function: aspartic-type endopeptidase activity.